Molecule: messenger RNA, 1913 nt
Organism: Micropterus dolomieu (smallmouth bass)
Lineage: Eukaryota; Metazoa; Chordata; Actinopteri; Centrarchiformes; Centrarchidae
Product: protein SIX6OS1
Exons: 14
Coding region: 95-1501 (468 amino acids)
Biological process (GO): oogenesis; spermatogenesis; homologous chromosome pairing at meiosis
Cellular component (GO): central element
Source: RefSeq, a predicted model, not a curated record
CUUGCUGUUGGGAAUGCCGUCGAGAAAGUGGCCGUUGACAGUUGGUAACGUUACAGGAGUCUGCUAAUGUGGCUGAACUCAGGCUGGUGCAAAAAUGAACGAAAUUUCACUUAAUACUAUUGACAGCCUCCUUUUUCAAUUUGCUCUUCAAACUCGGGAACUUUCCCUAAAGAAGAAUUCAAUCAACCAACAAAUUAAAGUUUGCAGAGCUGACAUUGCUGAGAAAAGGUCUCACAUUGAAACAAUCCGCAGAAAUACCAAGAGACUUGAGCUAGAAAUCAGGGUGAAGCAGAACUCUGUGAUACACAAUAAAGACAAUUGUAAAAGCAUGAAGGCGAUUAACAGCCUGCUUCUUCAGUAUGAGCAGACAAUGAAAGAAGAACUGGAGAGCAGAAAAGCCAGCUACAACCGUGACAAGGAAGUCUACGAAGAGAGAAUUGCAAGCUAUAAGAAGAUAUUCCAGACGCAUAAAGAAUAUUAUUACCAAAAUCCUCUUGCUCAAAAGCUCCUCACGCUGCAGGAUGAAAAAGAGGAGAUUGAGUGUAGGAUCAAGGCUUGUGAUGAUCGAAUAACAAUGAAACUGAAGGAGCUGGACCGACUUACUGGUCCAGCAGUAAAUUCUUCUUCCACUGAGAAAUUACCAGACAGUGUUUCUGGCCAGCAGCCCAUUACAGAACCAGACAAGCAAUUAGAUUCUCAGACAGAAGAGAAAAGUGAUUCUUCUAUUGACAUCUCCUCUCUUAAUCUCAACCAGACAAAGAUUGGUCAUAAAACCUUAAUAGAGGCAAAUGAUGAAAUUUGUGAGGAAAACAAGGUUCAGGAUACAGCUGCUUGCAGUCCUUCCCCGGAAGAAGCAUGCAAUGAGCUGUGGCCAUGUGAGCAGUUGGAAGAACAAGGCUGGCCAGAUGUGAUGCACACUGACGAGCAGGACCAGGAAACUGGACCACUGGACCCGGUCUUGGAACAGCAUUCCACUGCUUCAGACAUAGAUGAAGCAGUGGAGGAGGAGAUGGAGGAACGACCAGCUAUAGAGGAAGAGCAGGCACCAAACGAAGAGGGCAACAAGGAACUUGUUGCUUUUCCACAGUCAUCAUCUCAGGAAACUAAUCCUCAGUCCUCUCCUGCGAAAACAAUAGUUGUGCCUUCAACUCCAACAUUUCCAUUUAACUUUAGCCCUGGCAGCUCCCCACAUCAAGGGAUCUCUGCUACCAAAUCUCCAGCUUUCCUGUUUUCUCUGAACUCUGAUCCCAGCACCCCAAGCUUCCCUGGCUUUGGCUUUGAUGUCGGCUCAUCACAGGAUGAGGACUCAUCUUUCGCUUUCACCGGUUCCUUUUUCACUGAAAAGAAAACCACAGAAUCAGAGGCUUCAGGCUGCUCUGAGUUCCCGUUUGGCCAACAAGAGCCAAGUGAAGACUUCCAGUUUGCCUUCACCUCAAAGAGCGAUCAGACAUCUAACAAAGAGAACACCAGUGAGGAUUUUACAUUUUCAUUCAACUUUUAGAGUUCAUCUGAAAUGCUGACAUUGUUGUGUUUGUAAGACUAGUUUGUUACUUAUUUCUUCAGUAAUGUUCUCAUAUAUUGGGGUUAUGACAAACACCUUAGGUAAGGGUUCAAGGUUUAACAACACUAAAUAAUUAUUGUGUUGUAAUUAUUGUGCCAUUCACACCACAAUGAACAUAAUUCUAACAUUAUUACUGUUGAAUAAAAUUUUACUGAAUAUAUUGCAUAAGUAUCAAAAUAAUACAAAACAUAUGUUCAUGUUUCUGUCUUUACAGAUUUCUCUAUAUAAGUACAGUAGUUGUGAAGUUUAAUGGAGUCUUGUUAUUCUGUGAUUUGCAUUAACUAAUUCUAACUACAUUCAGUCGUAGACAGUGUAUAAAUAAAAGAAAAUAAACAUCUCACUGGUCCCAUGA